Molecule: messenger RNA, 4786 nt
Organism: Contarinia nasturtii (swede midge)
Lineage: Eukaryota; Metazoa; Arthropoda; Insecta; Diptera; Cecidomyiidae
Product: protein bric-a-brac 1-like
Exons: 7
Coding region: 1277-3127 (616 amino acids)
Biological process (GO): regulation of transcription by RNA polymerase II
Cellular component (GO): nucleus
Molecular function (GO): DNA binding; protein binding
Source: RefSeq, a predicted model, not a curated record
CAAUUUGUAAGCAUUUAGUAUCGUGCUACAUGUAUUCGGUGCCAGAAGUCACAGCAAACGACACCAGGCUCAUACAAAAUAGAUACAUAUCUCGUCAACAAAAAGAUAUCUCGAUUGUUUUGAUGUAUCUUAAAAUUUUGUUUUUGUAAAAUUUAAAACUGUGGUUUACGUAAACUUUUUGUCCUUGUUGUCAUUGUUUCUUUGCGUUUAAAGAAUUUAUUUAAUCUUGUUAAAUGUGCAACUCACAAUCAGCUUAAAAUUGGAGACGAACAAAAAAAAAGAGAAUUAAUUGAAAAGUGCGCACCUUGAAUUUUCGAAAACUUUCCUUUAAGUUAGUAGAGAUCGGUUUCCGUUCGUUACAGACAUUAUAAUUGGUUUUAUUCAAAUUGUUUUUCUUAUCAUAUUUUCGAGAUUUGUGAUAAAAAAGGAAGGAAGGUGAAAAAGAAACAAACACACACCAAAUAUUAAUCAACAGAAAAAGAAAAAAAUCAUAGCAAAUCCAAUAAAAUUGUUUACAAUCGCGAAAUGCAAACAUUCAAUUCGAACUCCGGCGCAAAAUUUUCUUGUGCUCUGAUUUUGUGAUCCAAAUGAAUUCGAAUAUACACUAUACCCAUACAAAGCAUAUAUUGUCUUUUAUCGAAUUAGUUUGAUCCAUUGUUUUCAAUUGUUGAUGCAAUUUGCAAUAUAUUCGAUUUUGUGGUAUUAACAGCAUCAAUCACGUGCAAGUGUUAUUGUUCUAAUACAUUGAAGAAGACAAGUUGAUAAGUGUUAUCAUAAGUGAAUUUUGUGGCUAAGUUGAAUGAAAAAUUCGACGAUCAACAUGCCAUUUUUCCAACAAUCAGUGUGAAUGAAAGAGAAAAAAAAAUUCACAAGAAGAUUUUUUCCUUUUGGCAAGAAUAUAUUGACUUGCAAUUGAUUUUAAAUUUAAACUACUAAUGUGAAUCGACGCAUAUGAACUAAAAUUUGAGAAAAGAAAUAGACAUAAAAAAAAUAGUUUACAGUUACUACAUCACUCAAUUAACCUUUUGAACGUACACUGACAAUGUGAUAACUAAACGUUGUUUAUAUGAAAAUAUGAUGUGAAUAGAAAAAAAAACAAGAUUUUCUUUCAGUUUUAUAUAAAAAAUAAGAAAAAACUGGCCGUUUAAAUAAAGUGAAAUUAUAUUUAAAAAAAUCCAAAGUUUGAACUGAAUUAAAGUGAUAUUGAAAACGAACCGAUAUUUGAAAAUUAGACUGGUUAAAAUUUGAAUUUGACAAAACAAAUAAUAUAGCAACAAUGCCUGACAGUCCUCAGCCUGUUUCGCGUCAUUCAACGUCGCCCAAGACACCAGCUUGUAGUCCACCAUUGAUUGCUGAUGUUAAACCAUCGCCAUCAUCAAAGGCUAACUCGCCAACCGCAUCGCCGUCGCUUCCAAACUCAUGGCACAAUGCACAGACCAAUUAUAAACCACAAACAACGUCCACACCGUUAACCAGUGAAAAAUCACCAUUGAAUCCGCAACAGUAUUGUUUACGUUGGAAUAACUACACAUCAAAUCUAACGAAUGUAUUCGAUCAACUGUUGCACAAUGAAUCGUUUGUUGAUGUUACACUUGCCUGUGAUGGCAAAUCGAUAAAAGCUCACAAAAUGGUCUUAUCAGCCUGUUCACCAUAUUUUCAAUCAUUAUUUUUUGAAAAUCCAUGCCAACAUCCCAUUGUUAUAUUGCGUGAUGUUAAAUGGGCUGAAUUGAAAUCGGUCGUUGAAUUUAUGUACAAAGGUGAAAUAAAUUUGGCCCACGAUGAAAUCGGGCCGCUUCUCAAUGUUGCCGAAAUGCUAAAAAUUCGCGGUUUGGCCGAUGUCAAAGGUGAUCAUGAUGCAAUUAAAUUGGAACAUUCAUCAGCAUCAUCGGGAUCAUUGCCCGAAAUAAUACCGGUUGCAAAACAACCGAAAAUAAAUGCAUCACCCGAUUGGGAUCUAAAUAAAAUCGAUUUUCUAAUGCGAAAUGUGUCCGCAUCAUCGUCACCAUCAGCAACCACCAAUGCCAACAACGUCAAUCGAAACCAAAGAAAACGUAAUUGGCCCAAUGGUAGCGGCACAGCCACACUAGCAAACCCAUCGAAUUCAAGUAGCACAAGCAAUCACACAAUUAGCCUAAGCAGUAGAAAUGUGAAAAACAAUAAUGGCAACAGUAACAGCACAAACAACAGCAAUAACAGCAGUCUUCCACACACUGAUUCACAAUCAAAUGAUGAUAUGGAAAUAAAGCCUGUGAAUCCGAUCGAUGGUUUAGAGACACGUUCACAGUCUUCACUAUCGGAAGAUCUGCCGGUUGAUGCAUCAAACACGCCAACACCCCCGACCGUUCGAAAUUCUGGAUUAAACAUUCCCGAUGCUGGAUCGUUAUCAUCACUUAGCGGUCUUCCGCACGCCGAUUCACAUUCAAAUGACGAUAUGGAAAUAAAGCCAGGCAUCGCUGAAAUGAUACGUGAAGAAGAGCGCGCAAAAUUAAUGGAAUCGAAUCCAUGGUUGGCUCCAUCAACGUCUGCAUCGCUUGCAGAAAGCUAUCAGUACCAAUUGCAAUCAAUGUGGCAAAAAUGCUGGAGCACAAAUCAGAAUUUAAUCCAUAAUUUACGUUUUCGUGAACGUGGUCCACUAAAAUCAUGGCGUCCCGAAACGAUGGCCGAUGCCAUAAUGAGCGUACUGAAAGAUGGUUUGUCAUUGUCACAAGCGGCACGAAAAUAUGACAUUCCAUAUCCAACAUUUGUUCUAUAUGCAAAUCGUGUUCAUAAUAUGCUUGGACCAUCAAUGGAUGGUGGCACUGAUUUACGACCAAAGGGUAGAGGCCGACCGCAACGAAUUUUAUUAGGCGUUUGGCCUGAAGAAACAAUCAAAGGUGUGGUAAAAACCGUUGUAUUUCGUGACGCAAAAGAGCUACGAUGCGAAGAGGCUGGCAUGCAACUCACCGCUUUUGGUAGACACUCGCCAAUGUUUCCGUUCAGUGAUGGUCAAUUAGAUUUCUCUGGUGGUUUGCCAAAUCAUGCACUGAACGCAAAUUUACCGGUCAAUUUGGAUAGCGAAUCGUUAAAUUCACUAGCAAUAGGCCGUUGUUGGCCUUCAUUAGCCAAUCAACAAGCAUCUUCCGGAUGAAUAAAUUCAUCAUUGAUACGAAGCAAACCGAUUCUAUUACGCCGCAAUAGCAGCCACUCAAUCCAUUGAAUAUAAAUGAACUGAGUUAACGAAAGACCACGACCGACGGAUUCAACUAGAUGCAUUUUUCUCCAGCACUUUUACACAAGCAUUUACACAUAGAAUCGGAAUUCGGCAAGAGGAACAAACUCUGAAUUAAUUAGCAUCCGCGUAUAGUUUUUAUUUAAUUUGAAAUCCAGGGAUUUAAACAUUUUGUUCAUUUUUUUUUCUUUCGUAUUGUUGCAUCGAAUGCUUGGUUAGACGAUUUCGGUUGGCCGUAGAUUUUAUGAUAAUAUAUUUGAUUGAAAUUUAUCAAUCGAACUGUUAAAUAAACCAAUUUCAUUAAAACAAAACACCGUUAAAAUGAAUUACCUACAUUUAUUGGGAAAAAAGAGUGGAGAUAACAUACAUAUUACAAUUAUAAUUCAAAUGACAAGAGCAUUUUAGUUGAAUUUAAUUUCACAAUUAUAUAUAUUUAUUUGUUUAUUAAUUUUUGUGUCUUGGUUUACGAAAAUGUAGACUUUGAUUGCAGUUUCAUGAAUAUCGAUACAUUGACAAUUUCUUCGCAAUCAUACAGUCGAAAUACUCAUAAAAAUAAGUGUCUAAAUUUAUGUUUGAGUCUCUUGAUAUCUGUCGAUUCAAUAGAGUUUUUAGAGAAAUGAUAAACAUAUUGGGACUUAAGGCAGUGCUCGAAUUGCACAACCGGUACAUACACAACACUAAAAUAAUAAUCAAGUGAUAAGUACAAUUCACAGAGAGACAGAGACACAAUCACUUACCCACAGUUAUUAGAUGAAUUAAUAUGAGAAUGGAAACAAGCGACAAUUUAUAAAUUAAAGCGUUAGAAUUUAAUUAAGAAAAAAUGAAGUAACAUGGAAAAAGUGCAUUUUUAGAUCAAUAAAAAAAUAAUUAUUAUAAUAUGUAUUAGUUAGAUUUAAUAUUAAGAUCGAACACAAAUACAAACACAAAUAUACAUUUACAUGAUGACACCCAAAAGGGGCGGCCCAUGCAUGUAUCAAAUAUUUCGGAACAAUCAAUUAGGAUGGAUUCUUGGUUUUCUUUCGAAUCGAACUCAAUCGAUGGAAAUCGGCAAGGCAAAGUGCUUCAAUGCACCAAAUAAACAGCAGUAGCAGUCAAUAAGCAAUAAUAACAGUACAUGUUUUUUUUUGUAGCGAUAUAACUAUAUAAUUUGACCAAACCACAUCUGUUAUCUAUGCUUUGCAAUCGAUAUGGCCCAAUCAUCAUUUUUUUUUCUUAAAUUGCAUUUUUAGAGUCGUUUAUUUUUUUAAUAUACUUUGAAUAAUUUCGAUUAAGUUCUCGAAUGAUUAUAAUAUGUAUUUGUGAUAUUUCCGAUAAAGAAAUGAACCUAUCAAAUCGCUGUAAUAAUAAUUCGAUGACUUUUUUGUUCUCGAAAUACAAAAUAAGAGAAUUUGAAGGCGAACUAGCGAAAAUGAGACGGAGUGAAAGAUGUGAAAAUCGUAUUAUACACACAACACCUGUAGAAAUUGUAGGAAAGCAACAGAGUAAGUUUUAUGUACCAAUUAGAUGAAAAUCUGAACACAUUUAUGUAAUUGUGACGAUAUUAAAAAUAGAAAUAAUACAGACAUUUAUAAAAACAAA